AAUCGCUGCCAUACCUAUCUUUGACCAAAACACUGAAGUUGACAUUUGGCCAUCGAAAUCCCGUGCAUUUUAUAUAAAAAAAAACCCACUCCGUUGUUGAUAGCUGGCCCUAAUACAUUAUUUAGAUCAUUUCAAAAAUGUCUAGCUUUGAGCUUCUUAGCGAGCAGGGACUACGUCUAGAUGGUAGGCGUGCACAUGAGCUUCGUUGCAUUAAAUGCAAACUUGGCGUAUUCGAACAACCUGAUGGAAGUGCGUAUUUGGAGCAGGGCAAUACAAAAGUGCUUGCCGCCGUUUAUGGUCCCCAUCAGGCACAGAGCAAUAAGCUUGAUCUUAAUGAAGUGGUCAUUAAUUGCCAAUAUAGUAUGGCGACAUUUUCAACAGCAGAACGGAAGAACAGACCACGUGGCGACCGAAAAUCGCAAGAAAUCACCCUGUAUUUGAGGCAAGCUCUACGCGCUGCCAUUAAGACUGAGCUAUAUCCACGUUCACAAAUCGAUGUGUACGUGGAAGUAUUACAAGCUGAUGGAGCCAAUUAUGCAGUUGCACUCAAUGCCGCGACAUUAGCACUAGUAGAUGCCGGCAUAUGUCUCAAAGAAUAUGUUGUUGCAUGUACCGCUUCAUUGAGCAAAACUAAUAUACCGCUUACGGAUGUAUCGCACGUCGAGGAGGUUUCUGGCGGUCCAACAUUGACAGUUGCAUCACUGCCGACGUCAAACAAAAUCGCAUUCAUGGAAAUGUCUCAACGCUUUCACCUCGACAAUCUACCAGCUGUGAUGGAACAGGCGUUGAAUGGCUGUCGAGAAAUACAAGCUAUUAUGGAAAAGGAAGUACGCAAACAUCUAAUGCAAAUGGGUUCAGCAGGAGACUGGAGCAAUAUAGCAAAAUAAAUAAACCAUUAUUUCUUAUAUUAAAAACUUA
This is a messenger RNA of Rhagoletis pomonella (apple maggot), 918 nucleotides long. RefSeq names its product exosome complex component RRP41 (gene Ski6). NCBI's taxonomy places the organism in Eukaryota, Metazoa, Arthropoda, Insecta, Diptera, Tephritidae. The record is from RefSeq and is a predicted model, not a curated record. The transcript has a single exon. Gene Ontology annotation, biological process: U4 snRNA 3'-end processing; poly(A)-dependent snoRNA 3'-end processing; nuclear mRNA surveillance. The coding region runs from base 138 to 887 and encodes 249 amino acids. Gene Ontology annotation, cellular component: nuclear exosome (RNase complex); nucleolus; cytoplasmic exosome (RNase complex).